Molecule: messenger RNA, 660 nt
Organism: Drosophila arizonae
Lineage: Eukaryota; Metazoa; Arthropoda; Insecta; Diptera; Drosophilidae
Source: RefSeq, a predicted model, not a curated record
GCUUCAGCUUUUUGGGCACUAACAAUUAAAAGUAACGGCAGUUGACGCCACAUUUAACGGUACAUACGAGCAGCGAGUCUCUGUGCAGCUGGACGGACAGCAUGGCGUAUGCUUUACGUACGCUCCGAGUUCUGCUGCUUGCCGCAGCGAGCGUCGCUUUAGGCCCUUCGAGUGGCUCAUUAGCGGGCAGCGAGACUGUGCAACUGACGCCAGCUGAGCGAGUGCUGGCCCAGGUGCCAGCAGCAGCACGCAGCAGUUUUUUGCUCUACCAAUUAGCCACGGCCAUAAAUUCUGGCAACUACCCCGGGCUGGCGCUGGAGGGGGAGCACGAGCAGGAGCUGGAGCAGGAGUUACUUGUAGAGCAUCAAGUGGACUACAGCUGGCCGAACGCAAUGCCAAAUGAAUUUCAGUUUAUGUCGGUCUACGAAGAUUUUCCGCUACAAUUCCAAAACUGGCUAAUGGACGGCUAUGGCCUGAGCGUGCAGGACGUCUAUCAGAGCUGGCCCCGAGCUGCAGCUGCAGCGCGUUCUGCCCAGCGGCAGUUGUGCAAUGACCGCGGCGAAUGCUACGAUGUGGCCGAAAUUUUGGCUGCGUGUUGUCCAUUUUGAGUUUAAGUUAAGUAAGCUCGCAAAUAUAAACACAUACUCGACAUGAUUAAAA